UGCGAUGAAUUCUUCAACGUCUCUGAUUUUCUUCGGGCAAUUCGACGAAGUUGAAGGGUGAAGAGCUGGUUGAACGAUGAUCGAUCGACCGGUAAUUGCGGUCCUAGACCGAGGGGGGUACCCAUCCUUAUGACCGGACAAGCAUUAGACCCAUUUUAGAAAAGAUCGCAGGUGGUUCUACAUCGAUACCGAUAAGAUUUUCGAUCGUCUUCAACGAUGUCGAAGGAAAUGCUAGUCUACGGAAAGUAUACUAAUCUUGUGAAACGUCUUCUCACGAUUUAUGGACUGUACCCGUACCAGCAGAGCAUCGUCAGAUACCUGUCAAUUUUAGUGCUGCUGUCGUACAGCCUUGUUUCCUGUGGCUUAGUAAACUUUCUUCGUCUUCAUAUUGCGAACAUCAGUGCGAUCACCGUGUGUUGCAGCCUGUUUAGUAGUUGUUUCAACAUAUCAGUGAAGAUCCUGCGAUUCGUCUUUUGUCGCAAAAAGCUAGUGGAAAUAUACAACACACUCGCAAGAAUGUUUGAGGAGACAACGAUGCAACAAACCUCCGGUUCGCCAGUCUUUCAAUACCUUCUCCCCUGUUAUCGUUUAGCAUACUACCAAUUCGUCUGUCUGUUCUUCACCGCAAUCUUGUACACGACCAAACCGUUGAUAACGAUAACAUUUCGCAACGGAAAACGUUCGAGCCCGCUUCCCACGAAAUAUCCGUGGCCGGCCGAGACCACCAUAAGUUUUGCGGCCCAUUAUGUACUCGAGGUGCUCGUUUCUUUCUCGUUCCCCAUCAUAACUUCCGGGGUGGACGGGUUCUUCACUAUGUGCGCGUUUCGCAUAUGCUCCGUGUUCCGGGCGAUGACCAUCGAACUGGAGGAAUUGCCAAAGCGAUCGAAUGAUAUGGAAACCCAUGGACGAGUUUUGCGGAAGUGCAUCCAAAGGCACGCUACGUUGAUGGAGUGUCAGAACGCUAUAGAAGAGAUUUACGGACCUGUUGUUCUGGUGGUUACGAUGACGAACGGACUUGGCAUGUGUAUGCUCAUAUUCGAGUCCUUUCGGGCCGAAGAAAUACCAAUUGAGAAAGCCUGCGCUUCGGGUCUCUAUCUUUUUGGAAAGGUGAUCCAGACGCUUACCUACGCCUGGCCUGGAGAUAUGAUUACAUCCGAGAACGAAGCUUUUCGUCACGAGGUUUACUAUAACAACUGGUACGAGCGUUCGGAUAUUAGAACCGGAAAACUCACUCUCACGAUACUAUCGCAGAGAGUAAUGGUCUUGAAGUCAUGCGGCUUGUUAGUGAUUUCGUUGGACCUCUUCGCAAAGAUUAUGAAUAGAACGAUAUCCUACUACUUCUUAAUGGUAACGCUCGACGAUGACGAAUAACGGAGAGAAGAAUAGAGAUUUGUUGUCUGUUUCCAAUGUAAAUAAAAGUUACGAGCUGAUAUAUUACAA
Messenger RNA from Megalopta genalis, 1440 nucleotides. NCBI's taxonomy places the organism in Eukaryota, Metazoa, Arthropoda, Insecta, Hymenoptera, Halictidae. The record is from RefSeq and is a predicted model, not a curated record.